Molecule: messenger RNA, 1003 nt
Organism: Zychaea mexicana
Lineage: Eukaryota; Fungi; Mucoromycota; Mucoromycetes; Mucorales; Lichtheimiaceae
Exons: 4
Coding region: 130-927 (265 amino acids)
Source: RefSeq, a predicted model, not a curated record
UCGAUAUAUGCUGAAGAACGAGGGGGCCCCUGAGCAAGCAUUCAAUCUAACCCUGAUUGGAAUGCGCUGGCCUCUGCAUUUGCUUCUGCAAGUUCCGAAGACAGAAAAAUCACGUCCAACACCGUCUCAAUGGAUUCGCCAGAGAGCAAAGCGCAUAAGCUUUCAUCAGAAGACAAAAAAUUGAUAACAGCAAUGUACAAAAGAUUGGAUGAAGAAAGAAUGUGGCGUCUGAGUAUGGGGACAAUUGUCGAAAAGCAAAUGGAGAAAGUUGCAGCGAUGUGCAAUCAUGAACACUUAUCUCACUCGCUCAUUUUGGAUCCGCAAGACAAUGUUUGGGCCCUUGUCUUCACUGAGAAGGAGAUCCAAGAAAUAAAAAGUCAUCAAGCACCGAAGCUGAAGACCAUGCCUGAUGAAAUGAACGAAUACAUUGCCAAAUAUAAAGGUUUAGUCGAACUAGAGGCAAUUGAAGAAGUUAAUGCCCAACACAGGUUCAGUCGAUUGAAAGAACCAUACUUGCAUUGGAUGAGCACGUCCAUUGCCAAAGUACUCGACUUGCUUUAUUAUAAUUAUCUUGGUAAAGAGCGUAGUGAAUCCGAUCUACUGAAACAUGUGUGGACCAUCAUCGACUGCUGCUUCUACCAUGAUACCAUCGAUGUCUUCUCCGGGGAGCAGAAAAGCAAGAGCACGAACAACCGAGUCAACAAUGACCGUUCAGUAGCAGCACAAGAGCCAUGCCAACGCAGAAAAGUUGGUUCAAAAACUGACUUAUUGUUUGCCACUGACGUCGUUGAGCUUGGAACUGCGGAAGCCGGAAAAGACACUGAUAUCAAUAGCACAAAGAUGAUAUCAGAAUCCGGGUUUAAAACACCCAAAGUCCUAAAGGACAUGUUGUAUCAUAUGGUGAAGGAAACACCAGCAAAACUCUGAGCGGUGCGAACAUGUAGGUUCACUCUUGCCGGUAAGUUUUUUAGCUAGCUAGUAUUCAACUGAUCAAAGUAUUGUA